Molecule: messenger RNA, 1666 nt
Organism: Hypoxylon trugodes
Lineage: Eukaryota; Fungi; Ascomycota; Sordariomycetes; Xylariales; Hypoxylaceae
Product: amidase signature enzyme
Exons: 1
Coding region: 38-1585 (515 amino acids)
Biological process (GO): mitochondrial translation; glutaminyl-tRNAGln biosynthesis via transamidation
Cellular component (GO): glutamyl-tRNA(Gln) amidotransferase complex; mitochondrion
Molecular function (GO): glutaminyl-tRNA synthase (glutamine-hydrolyzing) activity
Source: RefSeq, a predicted model, not a curated record
CAUAAAUAUCUCCCAUGUCGAAUGCUUCUGGGACCACAUGUCUACAUAUGUCAGGCAUUCCCAAAUUAGAGCCGCCCGUAGGGUGAUCUCUGCCCAAUGGAGGGGCAGAAUUGUGUCGCACCGCUCUCUUCACCAAGAAGCCACAGACUCAAUUAAGCCCGGAGUACCCGUCGAAACCACUCGCCUAGCAGUAAAAGACAACAUAUCAGCCGCAGGCUUCACGACGACAUGUGCGUCCAAUAUUCUCACCGGGAAUAAGAUUCCCUUCGAUGCCACCAUCGUCAAGCAAUUGAGGAAGGAGGGCUCAGUAGUGACUGGGAAGAGUGGUAUGGAUGAGUUUGGCAUGGGUACACACUCCACCACGUCUGCUUUUGAAGACAUACAUAAUGUACUCGGGCUAGAGAAAUACUCAGCGGGAGGGAGUUCGGGAGGGAGUGCUGUCGCAGUAAGAAGAGGGGAAGCAGAACUAGCUCUUGGAACGGAUACAGGAGGGUCUGUUCGGAUGCCAGCCGCAUACACUGGCACAGUAGGGUUCAAGCCGUCGUACGGUAUGCUGUCCCGUUGGGGUGUUGUUCCCUAUGCAAACUCGCUAGAUACGGUCGGGCUGUUAGCCAGAACCGUAGGGCCCAUAGUCACAGCCAUCGUAGGACAAGGCCUAUAUAAAGAGCACGACCAUAAUGACCCAACCUCUCUUCCAGCCAGCGUACGGAGUAAAUGUACAGCCGAGCGAAACGGGUACGAGUCCUGGAAUCCAGCCCAGAAGGGCACGAUCCGAGGCUUGACCUUCGGAAUCCCGAUAGAGUACAAUAUCGAGGAACUCGAUUCGCGCAUACGCCAAGGAUGGCUAGCAGCUGCACAGAAAAUAGAGGAACUAGGCGGGCGGGUGGUUCCUGUGUCACUGCCCACUACGAAAAACGCGCUUUCAGCCUACUACGUCAUAGCACCAGCUGAGGCGGCUUCCAACCUCGCUAAAUAUGACGGUAUACGCUACGGAAAGCGAAACGACGAGGAAGGUAGUGAUUCAUUCGAAGGCAUAUUAUACGCAAAAACAAGGGAUACAGGUCUUGGAAGCGAAGUCAAACGUCGCAUUCUACUCGGCUCAUAUACCCUUAGUUCCGAGGCUAUAGACAACUACUUCAUCCAAGCCCAAAAAGUCCGCCGUCUCGUCAAGAGAGACUUCGAUCGAGUCUUCAAGCUAUCGAACCCGCUCGAAGACCAACAACCUUUCGAUCUCAGCGGUAUGGAAGAUACAAUCCAAUUAGAAAGUAAACUUGGGCCGACGCAAGUUGAUUUCCUUCUUUGCCCCACCGCACCGACGACUCCGCCUCUACUUGAGAAUGUCAGGAAACAAACACCUCUGUAUUCUUAUAUGAACGAUGUUUUUACCGUUCCAGCUAGUCUUGCAGGACUUCCGGCGAUUAGCAUUCCUAUGGAUAUACCCAUUGAUCCGGCCGAGGAAGAGCAGAAAUUGCUAAACUUCGGAGGUUUGCAGCUCAUUGGACAAUAUUGGGAUGAUGCACGGUUGCUUUCGGUAGCCGAUACUUUGUCGCCCCAUGUUUUGACGCGGAAACUCUUCCAGUCUUAAAGCCAUAUCAGUUAGAUAUAUUAUACCCAAAAUAGAAUUGUAAAAGAGAAUACCAUUUGACUCUUACCAUAUGUCCUCAUG